AUGCAUUUCAAUUAAAUAUGUCAUCUUCAUAAUCAAGUGAUUUAAUUUAUUUGUUUAGAUGAAAGGUGUCCAGCUGAAAUUUGUUAAAAAUGCUUUGAAUCUGAUAAAUAUCAUGAAUCAAAGGAGAAAAAUUAGAUUAUACCUAAAAAAAAGUUCAUAGAUAUCUUAAAUUAAUUAAUUUAAAAAAAAGAGAAAAAUGAUGAUAUGACCAUUCAAAAUCUUGAAAAAACUUUUAAUAAUUUUUAGGAAUUUUAUUUGGAAGUAAAAUAGUCUGUUUAAGCAAAAAAUGAUGAAUUUUUAAAAAUUAAAUAAUAUAUCGAGAGACUUGAGCAUUUUAACAGUCCAAAAUUUUUGUAAAACAUUAAACAAAGAUUUGCAUAUAAAUUUCUUACACCACUAAAAGAAUUAUAAUAAGAUAAACAAUUGAAAUAAUACAUUGAAUGUAUAGAUAAUUCUAUUAAAUAAACAAGAGAAUUUUGGUUAAAAACAUAAUAGGAAAAAUUAUCAUAACUUAUAGAUACCCAACCGAUUCUUAUUAAAGAAAAGCAAGAUAAAUAAAUUAGCAUUAUAGACUCAAAUGAAAAUUUAAAUUUACAUUAAAAACUUUCUUUAAAAAAAAAUAAGGAAUUAGAAAAAAAUAUCUAAAUUACAUUAAAACAAUAACUUGCUUUUGGAUAAGAUGAUUAACAAUUUAUUUAAGAUAAUAAUGUUAUUUCCAUAGAACAUCCAAAUUAUUAGAUUAUUCAAUAAAAAAAUGCCUAUUCUUUUAAUUAAUAAGAUCAACAACCAAUUAAUUCUUAAUAUUAAAAUGAUCCUGAAGCUUUAGCUGAAAAAAAUAAAAUUAAUUUCUAAGUCAAUCAAAAGGAUUUUUAAAUUCAAGAAUCAUAAUAAUCAAAUGAUUUCGAAAUAAUGAAAAAAUCUAACUUUAAAUUGGAAAUUGAACAAAAAUAAAAGAUUUUCAAAAAAUCUUUUGAACUUAAAGCAGGAAAUAAUUCAAUCUUAAAAAUUGAAGUUAUAAAUGCCAAUAAAUUAAUUUAUUUAGAUGAACGUAAUAAUAUUAAUUUAAUAACUAACUAUAAAUCUCAGAAAAAUUUGAAAAAAGUAGAAAAAUAAUUUUAAUAAAAAAUUAUUGAUUUUAGAAUUACAAAAAAUGAUUAAAUUUUAGUUCAAACAAAUUAAAAUUUAAUUCUUUUUGAUAAUGAGCUCAAAAAUUUAUGCUAAAUUGAUGAGAUAAUUGAAAAGAAUCACUUAGACACAUUUAGUUAUUCUAAAAUUUAAGAUAAAGGAAUAAAUAUCAUAUAUUAUUUAAAGAAUACAAAAAAAAUAUUUGCAAGUUUGAUAAGUUUUAAUUAAAUCAUAACAUAAUGGGAAUAAGAUUUAAAAUAAAUAAUUGAUUUUCCAGUAAUAUAAUUGAAGAAGAUUGAAAACAAUCUAUUCAUCGGAUUUUAAAAUGGAACUAUUUCUAUAUAUGAUCCUCAAACAUAAAAUCAAAGAGGGUAAUUAAGAUUUGAUGCUGAUUCAUCUAAAAUUUUUUAAGAAAUUUAAUUUAAUGAAAAUUUUAUUUUAGGAUGUCAAGAAAACUAAUUAUAUUUACUAAGCUAUAAUAACUAAACAAAACUACUGUUAUCUACAAAUUAAAAAAUUAUUUCAAUUGCAUCCUAAUUUAAUAAGAUAGAUGAAUAUGAGAUUCAUUUAUUAUAAGAAAAUUAGCGAGUCCAUGUCCAGCUCCUGGUUAACCAAAAAAUAAAAUCAUAAGAGAGAAAAAUAAAUGGAAUAACUUGCAUUUGCUUUUUUAAAAAUAAAAAAAAUAUUUUUUAUUAUGGGAAUUAAAAUGGAUAUAUUUACUCCUAUCAAAUAGGAUUUGAAUGA
Molecule: messenger RNA, 1869 nt
Organism: Paramecium sonneborni
Lineage: Eukaryota; Ciliophora; Oligohymenophorea; Peniculida; Parameciidae
Source: the annotation of a GenBank genome assembly